This is a messenger RNA of Biomphalaria glabrata, 3463 nucleotides long. RefSeq lists its product as uncharacterized. The coding region runs from base 320 to 2977 and encodes 885 amino acids. The transcript has 5 exons. The record is from RefSeq and is a predicted model, not a curated record. Gene Ontology annotation, molecular function: G protein-coupled receptor activity. NCBI's taxonomy places the organism in Eukaryota, Metazoa, Mollusca, Gastropoda, Planorbidae. Gene Ontology annotation, cellular component: membrane. Gene Ontology annotation, biological process: G protein-coupled receptor signaling pathway.
GUUUAUUUGCUGUGUGUGUGUUUGUGUGGAUUCUCUUUGAAACGUAUGUGACAGUGUGGGAUGUAGACUUUGUGACUGCUUGUUGGACACAGAAAGGAUGAUAUCAAGAUGAGUUGGCAACAUUUCUUACAUUUUCAUGCAGCAGGACGCGGGAGAUUCACAGAUGCUAUUUUCUCCAAUGGAGAUCCGGCUUUUUGUUGUUAAAAUUGAUAAAGAUGGUCCAGAAUUUUGGAUACAUUCAUUGCAUGAAUGGACAGGAAUUGAGUUUACAACAUUUAAGAUUUCGUUCAUAUGCCAGUGCAUUUAGAUACAUUACAAUAUGCAAAACGUGACCCUGGGUAACCAUGGCAACGUUUGGAAAAACGUGCCCUUAGAAGAGCCGUCCAAUGAAACCUUUGUAUUCUCUCUCGUCCUGUGGACUUUGACCAUCGCUGUUGGAGUGCCUGGGAAUGCUUUAAUGACAGCGACCAUUGGCUACACGCCGUCUCUGAGAACUGCCAUGAACACGUACUUGAUGAGUAUAGGGGUAGUGGACUUCCUGACAUGCGCACUGCUGCUUCCCUUAAGACUCUAUGCUAACCACAUUGAACGAACUGAAAAAGUUAUCCCCCAUUAUUUCCACAACGUGGAGCUGUUUGUCAGGACCUCAACAGAGGCGGCACGACUUCUGCUUAUGUUGGGUUUGAGUGUGGAGCGAUACCAGGCCAUCGCCAAGCCAUUCUCCGUGUCCAAAGUUCAGGCCAGCUGGAGAGCGAUGAUUUUUUGCGGUGUCACCUGCGGAGUUGUCAUCUUGCUGAGCGCUAUAUCCAUCAACUAUCUGUGUGACAGUACUCUGUACUUGCACUGUCUACAUGAAGAUACCGACGUGCCAACCAAGUGGGGAGCCUUGGAACUCUACCUGGAGCUUCCACUGACCACCAUCUCCGUCAUCGCCAUUGCCCUGAGCUACAGCCUCAUCGUGCUGGUCCUGAGGCAGCAGAGCAGAAAGAUGAGGCAUCACUCGAGGGCCAAGGUGAAGCCAUCGCAAGUCGUGCCGGUGACCAGCUGUGGGGCGGACGUUUCCAAGACCACGAAAGACAACGCGAAGUACUUCCUCGCACAGGAGAGCAAGCACGCUGCCAACGAUGAGGUCAGUAGGCAAACUGAGACAACGGACAGCAGGGGCUCGUGUUCGCAUAAUAGCCCACACCAAACCGACGAAGUGACUUGUCCUGCUGGUAUGAUUUUGGUUGGAGAAUGCGAAGACUUGAAAACGAACUUGAAUAUACAACAUUAUGAAACACAUGCAGAGAAUAUUCAUCAACUCUGCAAGCAGGAACUUGAAGUCAUUGCUGAAAAUUCGUCAGCAGUAGAGAUAAAUAGGAGCGAUAAUCGUGACGUGCAGCACUCUCUGGAAAAAACUAUUAGUAAGGAGAAGACAAUCAAAAGAGAUGCAGGUUUCGAAGAAUGUAAAUCCGUUUCUACAAAAAAUCUCCAGACUGGAAUCUAUCUCAAUGAAACAGCGCCAGGUUUGAGUUGUUUAGCCAGACCUGAUUCACCGUUCAUCUCACACGUCAUACAUCACACAUCCUCCUCCUCGCGUUUCUCAGCCUAUACCCUCAAAGAUCCACCGCUUCAUUCAUUCCAACACUGGCCUUCAUCUAGACGAGCUAGCUAUCACGGAUUCAUAAACAAUCAAUGCAUCAAUGAGCUUCCAAGUAGAACUCGCAAUAUUACCUCGAGGAACGAUUCCAAUAGCAAUUUUUCUCAACUCAAAGAUGAAAACAAAAGCAGUAAAACUUUAUUUAGUCGAGCCAUGUCUGAAUUUAGUAUUUUAUUGCGUCCUUCUAUCAACUAUUCAAAGUUCGAUUCGCCUAGAGAAAUACUUUUCCUUGACAAUAGGCAGAAACAUUUAGAUGAGAUCCACGUCACACCUUCCAAUCUAAGAAACGGUUUUCGUUCUACGACACUUACGGCUGCUGAUACUCACAGCCGGAGCGCUUCAGGUGUCUUUGGUCACGUGACAUGCUCUGAGGUCAUCCAUAAACACACUUCUACAUCGGAAGAUGAAGUUAUCCAAUCAAAAGAGAGCAGUUCAAACCGUAAAACAUCGACUUUAAACGAAUCUUCCGGAAACGACAAAGUCGUUACUAACGUAAACGAACUUUUCCCAGAAACCGAGUCUGCGCAUGGCACAACCAAGAACUCAUCUGUUCAGACUCUGGGAAAUGUAGACAAUAACUUAGAUUUCAAGACAGUAUCCAUGGAAACAAAAGUUGUGCCUGCAGACUUCACAAAUAAUGUUAUUCUACGGGAUACUUUAUCCUCCCUUAGUGAGAAGAAAGCCAUCUCAUUGAAUGGGUCUAAAGAAGAAACUUUCAAAAGCUCUAGUUGUAUUACCCCUAAACAUGCCCUCAAUGCAGAAUUAGUCCAAUCGGGUCUGAUCUCUAAUACUGACCUAAGUUUAUAUAAAGACACAAAGAAUACAAUGAAAAAUAUUAGCAUAGUCCAUGCCAGUGAUAACGCCAGUGCUGCUGCCGGGGCACCAACAGACGUGAAAACAAUAAACGGGAAAAUAGAGGACGGGAAAAUGGUCGAGGUGGUAGAGAUGGACGGCACCGUGCAUGUCACGGUUCAGACAGAAGCCUCUGCCGGUCAGUUUGAUGGCGCUGUGUGCCUCAUGAACCCUAAAAACAAGGAGCAGGGGCGUCGCCGCGUUGAGCUCAAAGCUGCUCUCAAGGUGGGCCUCCUGUUUUGCUCCUGUGUCUGCUUAUGGGCGCCCCUGCCUGUAUUCGUGGUGUAUAUGAGAGAGACCUCUGGCUGGAGAGAUAAAUUGAAAGUUGAUCUUCUGGUCAUCUUCUCGGCCCUGGCUACCAGUACGGCCGCAAUGGACCCUAUCGUGUACGGACUACUGAACAGACAAAUUAGAAUUGCGGCCUUUGCUGCUGUUAGAAAAUUAAGAAAAAAGAUCAGAGAAAAGUUUAGAAAUGAAAUCUAAGAAAGUAUAAUCAAAGACGAUAAGGUCUGCAUUGAAAGAAAAUCGAAGAAUAUAUAUUCAAAGAACUUUUAAAAUAGGUCUGCAAAAUAAAAAAAAACAAUUUUAACUGUGACUAAGGAAUACUAUGCAAUUAAUUGACGUUGUCCAUCUAAUUGAUUGUGACUCCUUUCUGAACUGUCCAUCUGAAACUGUAGCCCACAUUUGAAAGUUUUCAUUAGAAAUAGUGGGGGGGUAUUAUUGUUAAUAAAAUGUUCAUUUGAAACUGUUGGUCACUUAAUAAAUGUUCAUUUGAAACUGUUGGUCGCUUAAUAAAAUGUUCAUUUGAAACUGAAGGCCACUUAAUAAAAUGUUCAUUUGAAACUGAAGUCCACUUAAUAAAAUGUUCAUUUGAAACUGAAGUCCACUUAAUAAAAUGUUCAUUUGAAACUGAAGGCCACUUAAUAAAAUGUUCAUUUGAAACUGUAGGUUACUUAAUAAAAUGUUCAU